CAAACAACACAACUGUCAUAUAAAAGGCACAGGUGGGUUGUAGCGCCAUAAUUCGAGAAUAGAACGGACUGACCGCUUGUGUUUAUAAAUAUAAACAAUAUGUAUAAAUUCACGAUUUUUCUUUUGGCAUUAAUAGCCGCGGUAGCUGCAAUGCCAGGUCCUGAUUUUGACUUUGGGUAUGAUAGUCACGAGGAUCAUCAUUACGGAUAUCAUGGCCACUAUCCCGAUCACCAUGGAGGAUACGAACGCUAUGGAAACGGCGGUCAUUAUGGUUAUGAGAGCCAUGGAGGCUACGGCCACCAUGGUUUUGGACUUGGAUUCGGUUAUUAUUAAACUAGCUGACGCCGCGCGGUUUCGCACGCGUGGUUCCCGUUCCCGUAAAAAUACGGGGAUAAUAUAUAGCCUGUAACAUUUCUCGAUAAAUGGGCUAUCCAACCCUGAAAGAAUUUUUUAAAUCGGACUAGUAGUUUCUGAGAUUAGCGUGUUCAAGCAAACAAACAUCUUCUAGGCAAGCGUGCUCCAUCUUAGACCUCAUCAUUGCUUUCCAUCAGGUAUGAUUGUAGUCAAGCGCAAGCUUAAAAAACCACGACAUAACAAAAAAAAAUGUUCUAUACUAAAGCCAAAUUCGAUGUGGUAUGUUUAUCAACAAACGCAUUCAAAAUAAGUUACUACUUUCAUUUUUAAUUUGUUUGUUGAUAAACAUUGCUCAUUUAGUUUGGCUUUAUAUACUAGAUGUUUGACUGUGAACCCCACUACACAAUCACGUGACAGUUAAUCUCAAGAUGUAAAAAAAUCAGUGGAAUUUGCGCGUGAUGAAAACGUCAUAAGCAUAUUACAGAAAACCACCUCCAAUUGUUGUUUUUUUUUUAAAUUGGCAAGAUACAUUUACCAUCUACAUCUACCGACCACCUGUAUAAAUAAUCUGCAAAGAAAUAAAUUGAUUGAUUAAUUGA
This is a messenger RNA of Bicyclus anynana (squinting bush brown), 953 nucleotides long. RefSeq names its product prismalin-14. The coding region runs from base 100 to 333 and encodes 77 amino acids. The transcript is spliced from 3 exons. Lineage: Eukaryota; Metazoa; Arthropoda; Insecta; Lepidoptera; Nymphalidae. The record is from RefSeq and is a predicted model, not a curated record.